CUAGACAGUACUGUGCAACCGGUGACCGCGAUUCGCCAGUUUCGGUCUAACACGCGGCGCGAGCGGUCGUGCCGCCCUCUAUCAGCCAAUCCGCUGAAACUCGCCACUUAUUUCCGAUCCAAAUGUGCUUUUGAAUGAGACUGUACCAAAAUUUAUGAGACAAAAUGUGCAACGCGCUGUGUUUCGCCCUAUUCGCGCUUUCUGUCAACUUCGUGAAAUCAUGGGAUAUCGCUGUCACAUCUGGAGACCAGCUCGAGUUCUACACAGGCUCCAACAAAACCGGGUCUGAAAGCGGUCGGCUGCGGGACCUCACCGCCCUGGCCUACGACGCCGUUCACAACAUGCUGCUCUUCGUCGACAAACAGAACGAUAACGCCUCCAUCUUCAGCUACAACCUGGCCACCAAGAAAUACCAGCCCCUCGUCCGAAAGGGCCCGACCGAAAACAUCCAGGGCCUCGCUUUCGAUCCAGUACAGAGCCUUCUUUUCUGGACCGAUUUUCAAAAGAGAAGCAUUUACUGGAUCGAUCUGAAACCGGGAUCCAAAAAUAGCGACUACGGAAACCUCCUAAUCAACCUAGGUGAUCAACUCCCAAGGGCUAUAGCAGUAGACAGUUGUAGAGGCUACAUAUACUGGACCAACACUAACGUAGCAUACGGCGCGUCCAUCGAACGAGCUCGUUUUGAUGGUUCGGAGAGAAAAACUAUUAUAUCUACGAACAUUCAUUUGCCAACCAGCAUAUUUGUGGACCAACAGACGCAGAGACUUUACUGGGCUGAUGAUAAAGAAGGCAUACACUAUUCGAUCGAGAGUUCCGAUUUGGAUGGGACGCCGGAAAGCAGACGGACUUUACACAGCGGCACGGAACAUCAGCCAAAUGCGUUAACCGUCUCUAAUGACAGUCUGUAUUGGGUAGACUGGGGCUUUAGGAAAGUGUGGAAAUUGCCGAAGAAUGCUCGGCAGAACGCGGAACCGGAGGACUUGAUUGAUUUCAAGACCACUCCUUUUGGAAUUGUUGCUAAUUACUUAAUAUCGGAUCAGGCUGCUAAAGUUCCUGAGUGCAGCAAUUUACUUCGUCUGUCGCAGAAUACUUCGGCUAUCGACCACUCGUUUGCCGUGCCGCAUGACGCAGGGUUGUUCUGCUUGCACGGCCGCAAGGUCGAGGGGCAAGAUGCGUGUACGUGCUCCCCUGGUUACAUCGGUGACCGAUGCGAGACCUCUGUUUGUCAGAACUUCUGCUUCCAGGGGGAAUGCACAUUUGACGCUAAUAUUGGGGAACCCACUUGCAGGUGUCCAAAAGGCUUCACAGGAGCGCGUUGCGAGGUGGACAUGUGCGAAGGUUUCUGCCUGAACAACGGCCUCUGUUCUGUGGAGACCAACUCGCCAGUGUGCACGUGUAUCGGAGAUCACACUGGCCACCGUUGCGAAAAAACCGUUGAGACUCCACAUGUUACUGUUAAUGAGCCUUGCAAUUGCACCAAAGACAAAACAACAAAGCUGUCCGCGUUGUCAGAAGUCAGCGACGAAUUCGUGACCGUCCCCUGCAACGAAGGCUGGGACUCGGUCCGAGACCCCAUCCUCAUGGUGCUUGGGAUCCUAUGCGGGCUCCUGUGCCUGGUCUGCGCUGUGCUGGUGACCAAAAUCCUGCAUUUGAAGAAGCGGCCGAGAAUAAAGAAGCGAAUCAUAGUGAACAAGAACGUGACGCCGCUGACGGCGCGGCCCGACCAGUGCGAGAUCACCAUUGAAAACUGCUGCAACAUGAAUAUUUGCGAAACUCCGUGUUUCGAGCCCAGAAGCACAAUACGGCCAACAUUACUCGACACAAAACCCGGCAAAGAGGAGAAGAGGAACCUAAUCGCUAAUAUGGAGCAUCCGGACGACUUCUAAAUUUAAUGUCCUUACCAACACCCUAGGAGGCGUCAGGUUUCUAAACUUUACAGAAGAG
Cydia amplana is the source of this 1944-nucleotide messenger RNA. RefSeq names its product protein cueball (gene cue). The transcript is spliced from 6 exons. Gene Ontology annotation, molecular function: Wnt-protein binding; Wnt receptor activity. The record is from RefSeq and is a predicted model, not a curated record. Gene Ontology annotation, biological process: canonical Wnt signaling pathway. NCBI's taxonomy places the organism in Eukaryota, Metazoa, Arthropoda, Insecta, Lepidoptera, Tortricidae. Bases 165 to 1886 code for a protein of 573 amino acids.